Messenger RNA from Anthostomella pinea, 1575 nucleotides. Lineage: Eukaryota; Fungi; Ascomycota; Sordariomycetes; Xylariales; Xylariaceae. The record is from the annotation of a GenBank genome assembly.
AUGAGCGAGCAAUACGACGUCAUAAUUUCCGGCGGAGGCCCUGUCGGGCUCUUCGUAGCCUGCGAGCUGAGGCUCGCUGGCGCCUCCGUGCUGGUCCUAGAGCGCGAACUCAAACCGAAUACGCCCUGGAAGAUCGCCCCCCUGGGUCGGCGAGGCCUCUUUACGGCGUCACUCGAGCACUUCUACCGGCGCGGACUGCUGGCCAGGUUGGUUGAGCCCGAAGUACGGCCCGCGAAAUUCCAGAAGACGGACGGGCUCCAGUUCGGCGGUCACUUCGCCGGCAUCACGUUCGACGCCAACAAGCUCGACCUGGAAUCGGACCGCUUCAAGUAUGUCAUCAAUGGGCCAUCGUUGAUGCCUACGGCUUCGAUGAUGGAGCAGAUCGAGCGCACACUUGCAGACCGCGCUGAGAGCUUGGGCGUCACCAUCAGACGGGGCAUUGCGGUUACGAAGAUCGCCGCACUGGAUGACGACGGCGUUACGGUGGAAGCGGGAGAGGGCCAUUCUUUCAGCGGCAAGUGGCUCGUGGGAUGCGAUGGCGGACGAAGCACGGUCCGCAAGGCUGCGGGAUUCGAUUUCGUGGGGACAGAACCCAAGUUCACCGGUUACGCGGUUAAGUGCGAUUUUGACCACCCGGAGAAAUUGGGAAAGGGGUUCCUUCCGACAAAGAACGGGAUGUAUAUGGUGAUGCCCCAAAGUUUGUAUCUAAUCGACUUUGAUGGAGGCGCCUUCAGCAUGAACCACAACCCCGAUGAGGACAUCACGCGCGAGCACCUCCAAGCCCUCUUCGAGCAUAUUUCAGGCAUCACAGACGUCAACAUCACGACCGUCCACAUCGCCGCCUCGUUCACAGACCGUACCAAGCAGGCGACGACCUACCGUCGCGGCCGCGUCCUCCUCGCCGGGGACGCCGCGCACAUCCACCCGCCGCUCGGCGCGCAGGGUCUGCAGAUUGGGCUCGCCGACGCCAUGAACCUCGGCUGGAAGCUGGCCGCCACGAUCCGACAGGAGCAGGAGUACGGGUCGCUGGAGUCGCUGGCGGAUCUGGCGCUGCUCGACACUUACGAGAACGAGCGCAAGCUCGCUGCGACGUCGGUAAUUGACUCCACGCGCGCGCAGGUCGUAUCUCUCCAGCCUGACCCGUUCGGCGCCGCUGUGCACUCCAUGGUACGGGAUGUUGUUAACACCACCGACGGGGCCAACUUGUUCAUCGAGCGCUUCUGGGGUCUGUCGCUGCGGUACAGUCUCGGCGACAGUGGAGCGCACUCACAUCCGGUCGUUGGCCGCAGCGUGCCCGACUUCGAGCUCCACGAUGGCUCGAGGCUGGGUUCCAAGAUGGAGGGCGGCAAGGGGUUGCUUGUCAGCUUUGAGGACGACGCAGCGCUCAAGAAGCUGGUCCUGGGUGAGAAGUACGGGAAGAGAAUCGACUUCCUUGGCGCGGCGGCGAAGGACACCCGCGGGCUCCGCGCCUUGCUGGCUCGACCUGAUGGAGUUGUCGCUUGGGCGACGGAAGACGGUGUUGAGCCGGACAUGGAUGCUUUGAAGGCUGCCCUGGAGAGGUGGUUCCGAUUCUAG